Molecule: messenger RNA, 1264 nt
Organism: Amphimedon queenslandica
Lineage: Eukaryota; Metazoa; Porifera; Demospongiae; Haplosclerida; Niphatidae
Exons: 4
Coding region: 5-1177 (390 amino acids)
Source: RefSeq, a predicted model, not a curated record
GUUUAUGAGGAAGGCAGAGUUACGUCAGCUUGCUGAGGAAUGCGAUAUGAAUGAUGAGGAUUUCAAAGAGUUUUGUGAACUAUUCACAUCAUUUGGUAGCAUCUUUGACCUUAGUCUUGUUGAUGAUACCAGGGAUAUUAUUAUUGUCAAACCUAAUGAAUUUUUAUCUAAUCUCAGUAAAGCAUUUGACAACCCUCCAGAUUCUAAGAUGUACACUGAAAAUGGCAUUAUCACCAAAACAACAGCUAGAGAAAUGUUUGGGGCCAAUCAGGGAGAGACAUUCAUGUCAGUUCUAGCAUUAGUUGGCAUGGUAGCAGUGGUGCCAGGUGGAAAGUAUGCUGAAGAUGAAACUCAUGAAGUUUGUUAUUACAUGCCUUGUGCUCGAAAACGUAAGCAAAAGCGCCUUAUAGACAAGGAGGCAGUCAGACUACUACGGAAUAAUAGACGUCCUAUAAACUUUGUCAAUUUUGAAGUUGCUUUUACUAAUUGCAUGUUGAAGCACAGUUUUGUACAACUUCAACCGUCAACUGAUGAAAAUUGUACCAUUAUAAAAUGCACCGAUAACAACAGCAUAAUAACAAUGACCUAUAGAGGUGACGAGACUGAAAUUAAAGUUAUUCCUUCUUCAAAAAAGCACACCCUGUGUGUUGUGCAGGCAUUCAAAGAAAUAGCAGAAAUUAUCGAUAAAAAGAAGGGCCGUGGACGUUUCAGUUAUGCUUUUGCUAUUAUGUGCUCAAAAAAUGAAAAAGAGUAUCACCGACUUCCACAUGAUGUCAAGUUGUGUGAUGAAUGUAAGUCAAACGCAGAGUAUAGUGACUGGAUAGAAGCAUUGACUGAGGAACCAAUACCUGAAAAGUUUAAAUUUGUGACUGAUAUUGAAUUUGAUGAUGUCAUUUUUGUUACAAAAGAAUUAGUAGCAUGUUGUGACCAAGAAAUGCUGACUGAUUUAUUCAAGAAAUGCUUUAAUGCUGAUUACAAGGAGUCACUACCACCUUGGUUGAAUGUCCUCAAUCAACUAACUAACUGGAUAACACAAGAUUUAUCAAAUGUGCCAAAUAGUUCAGCAACAAAGGCUGAGCUUGCAGCAAAACUGAAUAAAUGGAGCAGCACAAAAGAUGGCAAAAUCAAGGCACUGGUGAAAAGGUUGUGUGACUACAAUAGCUCCAAUAAUUAUUAAUGUGACCUAGAUCUAGUCAUUGCUGAUAUGUUCUUUAAUUUUUGGUAGUAAAUUUUUAUUAAUGGUAGUGUGUAUCUUUUGAUUAGA